Molecule: messenger RNA, 847 nt
Organism: Oryza brachyantha (malo sina)
Lineage: Eukaryota; Viridiplantae; Streptophyta; Magnoliopsida; Poales; Poaceae
Product: protein P21-like
Exons: 2
Coding region: 1-774 (257 amino acids)
Biological process (GO): defense response
Cellular component (GO): extracellular region
Source: RefSeq, a predicted model, not a curated record
AUGGAUGCACCAAUGGAGUACUUGAUCAUCGCUCUCGUGUCGUCGUCGUUGCUGCUCGCCGCCGUCGUCGACGCGGCGAACAUCACCAUGGUCAACCGCUGCUCCUACACGGUGUGGCCGGGCGCGCUCCCGGGCGGCGGCGCGCGCCUCGAAGCGGGACAGUCGUGGUCCAUCGACGUCGCCGCCGGCACACCAGCCGCCAGGAUCUGGCCGCGCACCGGCUGCUCCUUCGACGGUAGUGGCCGCUGGCGCUGCGUCACCGGCGAUUGCGCCGGCGCGCUGUCCUGCUCCGUCUCCGGCGAGCCGCCCACCACGCUGGCGGAGUACACCCUCGGCCGCCCCGGAGGCGGCGGCGACGACUUCUUCGACCUGUCGCUCGUCGACGGGUUCAACGUACCGGUGAGCUUCCAGCCGACCAGCGGCGGCGCCGGCUGCAGCAAGGGGCGCGGGCCGAGCUGCGCCGUCGACAUCACGGCCCGGUGCCUCCCCGAGCUCCAGGUCCCCGGAGGCUGCGCCAGCGCGUGCGGCAAGUUCGGCGGCGACGCCUACUGCUGCCGGGGCCAGUUCGAGCGCGAGUGCCCGCCGACGAGCUACUCCAUAUUCUUCAAGCAGCUCUGCCCCGACGCCUACAGCUACGCCAAGGACGACCAGACCAGCACCUUCACCUGCCCCGCCGGCACCGACUACCGGAUCGAGUUCUGCCCGCCGACGAGCGCCGUGACAACCGGCGAGCACGAGGACGAAGACGUCGCCGGCGAGAUCGCUUCUGCGUAAUCAGAAUUCUGUACUGCUCGCUAAAAAUAAUCUCGUAUAUAUGCAACUAAACUCUUCGUGUGGAUGAAUAAAA